This is a messenger RNA of Salvelinus namaycush (lake trout), 6266 nucleotides long. RefSeq names its product autism susceptibility gene 2 protein-like. The transcript has 19 exons. NCBI's taxonomy places the organism in Eukaryota, Metazoa, Chordata, Actinopteri, Salmoniformes, Salmonidae. The record is from RefSeq and is a predicted model, not a curated record. Bases 1108 to 5055 code for a protein of 1315 amino acids.
CACAAAAGGAAUGCGAAUAUUGUAGCCUAUGCCCCAUCACAAAGUUACUGUGCGGAAUUUAAAAGUAGGCCUAGGCUAUAUAUAAACUAGCUCACUUCCUUUGGGUAAUUUGCAGAGCUGGCGGAAGUAGCCUACGUCAGUUAUCUCGGCUCUCUGAGGCUUUUAUUGCACACUAAUUUCAGAUGUAGGGAAAAGAGGGGAGAGUAGAUUUGAAUCACCCCCUGUCGCUUUAAGGACACUUAUCAAAGCUUUGCAUUUAUGCGAAAGGGAAAAAUACGAUGAGCCACGAGCAACUGAGCAACCAAGGACGGAAUUCAGGAGUGGAUUGAUGUAUAACUUACACGGGCCUGGAAUAGCCGAUGCCUUUGCCUUAUGGGGUUUGAUCAUAUACAGUGGAUUGUCGUAUGCUGAAGUCGCUAAACGGAGGAUCAUUUGGAAAAUAUUGCGCAUAAGUAGCGAGAGAUUUGGAGAUUCCUGCCCUCGUGGAUUUUAUCGCGCAAAGAUUUAGCCCUACGGUGGAACUUGUCAGAUGAAUAUGGUUAACCGUUGAAACUCGCUAAUAGCCUACAGAGAGGAUUAUCAACUUAUGUAGCCUAUUAUCUUAUCCAUUAUUGAUAAGCACCUAAUACGCAUUUUGACGGAUAUUAUCUAGACUCUUUUGACAGCGGAUCAUGGAUUGGGUGGUGGAGAACAACGGGCAGCGACAUGAUUUCUCUGCGCUGUCUGCGGUAUUCAGCUAUUAACAUUGUGUUAUUCCAAUGCAACAAAGUUGCAAAGGAAGUGGAGUGCAUAAAUUGUAACUAUUUCGCUGUUUUGCACCUGCUUAUGUGAAGAACGCGUCGACGUUACAGUAUCUAAUCGCUUAAAAUACGUGAGGAUUUGCAUCGCUUCUUCUUCGCCCGCAUGGAAUAUUUGAACAUUUGUUUAUUGUAUUCGGGAGGUUUAUAUUCAAGGUCAUUCCGUGAAUCUGAUUACUUAUAGAUGUAUUAUUUAUACAUCCGUAUCUACUAGUGAUAACACUAUAGAUUAUUAUUUCGGUUGGCCGCACAGGGAAUCCGCUUUACGUUAGGUGAUUUAUAGUGUUUUUGUCAUUGCAACAUUUCUAAAAUGGAUGGAAAAUUGAAGCAGAGCCGGAGAUCCCGUUCCAAACGUGAGAGGGUACGGAGACGGGAGGCAGUGGGCAAGGAUGCCCGCAGUCCGAAACCUUCGUCUUGUUCAGAUAGGGAGCAAAGUCCUGGGAGGGAUCUCGCCUCCCAGAAUGGUAAAAAGUCUCCACACUCAACACCCUCUGCCAGAACCUCGCGCCCCCCUCGUCGAAAGAGACGAGAAUCCAGUUCUCAAGAAGAGGAUAUCAUUGAUGAAUUUGCCAUUGCCAGUUUCGUCAGCCUGGACUGUCUGGAGAAGAAGACUGGGGCCCUGAAGUCUCAGGAGCGGAAGGAGAAAGAGAAGGAGAAGGAGAGGUGGAGAGAGGAGAAGCAGCAGGAGACGGUGGCGAAGAGACAGAAGGAGGAGGAGGAGGAGAACGUCAUGCCCACCUCUCUGGACCCUCUGGAGAACGGCUUCAUCAACCACGCCCAGAGAGAGCAGGAGAGGAUGAACGACAGACUGCUGAAGAAAACCUACUCCAAGAAGAACAAACAGAUCAAGGCCCUACAGGUACGCCCAGUGAAGCUGGAUGAGGAUGGGGCCAUGCAGGAGUUCAACAGACCCAACAGGAGCAUCUCUAAAGAGCACCUCAGUGAGAGCUCCACUCACUCGCUGUCAGGCCGGGGCUACUCGUGUGACAGCGAGAGUGACGUUGAUGACAAGGUAUCUGAUGUAGGAUCCGACAAACUAUUUUCCCCCACUACACCCAAAGGUGUGUCAACGAAUGAGAAUCCAGAGUCCAAGACUGUCAGCUCGGCCAAAGUCUCUGGGCUCCAGCGUAGCCAGGAGCAGAGUAACGAGGUGUCCUUCGCCCCGCCCGUGUCCAGCCCCACCCCGGCCUCCCCGCCUUCGGGCUCCCCUGCCCCCGCUGCCACCGCGGCAGCCCCCCCUCAGCCCCUCCCCAAGGCGCAGCUCACCUCCCCGCCCCCCCUCCUCAUCAAGAGAGAGUCGGAUCGGGUGCCGCCCAUCCCCAGAUUCCCCACCCCUCCCCUGCUGAGGGCCCAGCCCCACCCUCUCCAGGAGCACCGUGUCCCCGUCUCGCUCCCUCCCCCCCAGCACCAACACCACGCCAGGCCUCUCAUCAGCCACCAACUGCACCAGCAUCACCCACUGCAUUACAACAGCCUGCACGACAUCAGCGGCGGCAGUGCAGGCCUCCCCAAACACCACCACCUGCCCCCCUCUCCCCACCACCUGAGCGGCCUCCCCUCCUCCACCCCGGCCCUGCCCCUGUCCAUAGCCAACCUUUCUACCUCGCACUAUUCCUCCCUGCGAAGCCCGGCCCAUCGCCAUCCGGCCAUGUUCGCAACCCCCGCCACACUUCCGCCACCUCCGACCUUACCCACCAACAGCCUUGUGGUCCCUGGGCACCCCGCUGGCACCCCCUACCCAGAGCAUGACCUCCUGCGGCAGGAGCUGAAUAACCGCUUCCUGGUUCAGAGUUCAGAGGGGCGGAGCCGGGGGCCGUCCUCUGCGGGGUCCCCGCUGGCCCCUGUGUCACUCCUGAGGGGAGCGUUUCACCAACACCAGCACAUGCAUCAGCACCAACACACCCACCAGCACACCUUCACGCCCUUCCCGCCCAGUCUGCCCCCGGCCGCCAUCAUUACUCCGCCCACCGCACCCCCCAUGGUGCGAACCCCAGCCAGAAAUUUCGACAAAUACGCUCCAAAACUGGACAGUCCAUUCAUUAGACAUUCAAAUUUCUUCCCCUCCUACCCCCCCACAAUGCCAGGCAUGCCCCCGCUGCUCCCCCACUCAGGACCCUUCAGCUCACUGCAAGGAGCCUUCCAGCCCAAGUCCUCCAACCCCAUAGACGUAGCCUCCCGUCCGGGGGCAGUACCUCACACACUCCUACAGAAGGACCCACGGGUAUCAGAUCCUUUCAGGACAUCAGUCAGAAAACCUGGCAAGUGGUGUGCGGUGCACGUCCAGAUUGCCUGGCAGAUCUACCACCAUCAGCAGAAGAUGAAGCAGAUGCAGGUAGACCCUCACAAACUGGACAUGAAUGGAAAGCUGGACCUGUUCAGUCGUCCCCCCGCCCCGGGGGUGUUUCCUGGGUUCCCCUACACCCACGACCUGGCACGACCCAUGUUCUCCUCCACAGGUUCUGGCCAUCCGGCCGCCUCCCCGUACGGCCCCUCCCCCCACCACAGUGGCUUCCUGCCUCCCACCCACUUGGCAGGUAAGUAUCCUUUCAGUCGCUCCAGUACCUUUGGCGGCCUCGGCAACCUUUCAACCAGUGCCUUCGGAGGAUUAGGCAACCCCUCGCUUGGCUCCAACAGUAUCUUUGGCCAUAAAGAGGGCCCAGGGGGCCUGCCAGGCUUCGGCAGCCCCCACCACGAUACCUGGAACAGGCUCCACCGGACCCCACCCUCCUUCCCCACCCCGCCGCAGUGGCCCAAGUCUGCAGACACGGAGCGCAGCAACUCAGUCAACAGCCACGAGCGAGAGAGAGAACGAGAGAGGGAACGGGAGAGGGAGAGAGAACGGGAGAGAGAACGGGAGAAAAGGGAUUCAUCCAUCAGCAAGGAGGAGAAGGAUAAAGACAGAGAUUCAAUUGAUCGUAACCGUCACUCGAACCGUUCAUCCCCUGCGUCGGCCCAAACCAGCUACCAGAUCAGCAGCCUGAUCCGCUCUAACAGCCAGAACUCCAGUGACUCUGGUCGCCACCACAGCGCCAGUGUGGAUCGAGUCCGGGAGGCCGAGAAGGAGCUCGUGGAGCGCCACCGAGAGGCAGCCAUUCUGGUGGACGUCAAGGUGAAGGAGAGCCGCUCCCCUGGAGGAGGGAAGGAGGUGACCGACAGAGACAGACGCUCGUCAGAGGACUCCAUCAAACCAGCCCACCGCACGCCCUCUCCCUACCCCAAGGCUGUCCUAUCUGAGACAGGAAUGAAGAUGGCUGGUGGUCCCCCACCCACUCUACUCAAGGACGGGGACAGGGACAGGAAGGAGGGUCCUCCGUCCUCUGGGGGGGACCUGCUGCUGCACAAGGUGAAGAACGACAUGAAGAUCAAGGAGGAGCGCAAAGAGGACCAGGAGGUGAUGGUGGUGAGCUCCGAGCCUGCCCCUCAGCCUGUUCCUCCUCCUCAGCCUCUACCUCCUCCACCUCCCCAGCCCGGUCACCACCACCACCACCACCACCACCCUCCUCUGUCCCAGCAGCCUCCUCCCCCCUCCCCACGCUGCAGUGACUUGCCCACCCACGGCUCCCUGCACGGGGUGCACAUGGCCCACUCCCUGCCCCUCUCCAUGAGCGCCAUGCACCAGAUGGGCAGUCUCAACGUGCUGGACCGGGCCCGCAUGGCUCCCUUUAUGGGGGUGAGCCCCCUGGCUGCUGCUGCAGGGAGGGACCGGAUGCCCCACCAAGCCUUCCCUUGGGACCCACUGAGGGAGGCCUACCGCAACCUGGACCUGCAGCGCAGGAUGGACUUUCAGCUGAGGGCUGAGCAGGCCCAGCGCUUCCCCAGCAUGUACGAGCAGGAGCGGGCUUACCGGGAGAGAGAGGCACACGACUACUCCCACCAUGAGCACAUGCUGGAGGUACGGCGGGAGCACGAGAGGAUGAGGCAACAGGCAGAGGAAAGAGAGCGCCAGCACCUGAGGGAGGAGCUGGACCGAGCACGGCUCCACCAGCUGCACCAGUCCCCCAUGGAGGGACACCUGCCACACAUGCCCCCCUUCAUGCCCCACCUGGGCGGCAUGCCCUACCCCAGACUCAGCCCCUCCACCGGACACAACGGCCUGCUAAACCGGACGCCCCCCACCGCUGCCCUUAGCGCCCCCCCUCCCCUAGUGUCUGCGGGCAGCACCAGAGCAGCCUCCCCCAGAAGGACUACCCCCCUCACCACCCAGGACCCCCGAGAUUACUCCCCCUCCCGCAACCCCAAAGAAGUGGAGGCACGGUAGCUUAACAUAACAGACAAAGGACGUGAAUGCUUAAAAAGGCGCACUCCCCAAUUUGGAACCUACUAGAGAGAACAAGAUGCACUGCUUUUCAAUGGAGAAAGGCAUAAGUAAAAGAGAAAACAGUAUGAUUGUACAAAGUAAAGAUUUGUAAGGGUGAAGAAGCACAUGACAUGCUUUUAUUUUAUAUGGACAGGCUGAUGAGAAUGUUGGUUAGAAGAACACGAAUCAAAAAGUAUGUGUAUGUUAGUUUCCGACUUAAAAUUUGAUAUUAAUAUAUUAAUCCAAAACCUUUUGUUGAUUUUUCCGUGAAAAGUGAGAUUCUGAUUGAAAAGAGAGAUUCUGAUUGAAAUUAGUUUGUACAUUUCCUAUCCUUGUUCCAUGUAUAGACAUCAUUUUUAUGAAUUUGUAUUUUGUGCAUUAGUCAAUUAUUUUCAAUAUUUAUCCCAGUCCAUGAUGAUGCUCCACAGUGGAUGAUGCUCCACAGUGGAUGACGCUCCACAGUUUUUACCCAGUAAUUUAACCUCAUGGUACCUGAAAAUAUUCAUAAAUGAUCAUGUACAAAGUUACAUUAAAGAUUUGUUGCAUUUUAUUUGUUUUGCCUUUGAGAUAUGCAGACAAAUAUAUAUUACGAGGUCUUUGUUCGGUCUCUGUAAAGAAGAAUUAGUGUAUAAAAAAAAAUGACAAUGUAAAUUUAUUAGGCUUUUUAAAUGUUUCUAGAAAAACAAAUGAAAUCAAAACAGAACCACUUCCCGGUUGUAAACCAUGGUAACAGACGAGCCUGUCCAAUGGGAGGGAAGGAGGGCGGGCAUCAGAAGGGGGCCUGGAAUGAUCUUCUGCAAUCUAUGCAAAGAGGCACUGAGCACCCCGAUGGAGAGCCACCUGGAAUGGAAUGGACUGUUGGAUAAUGUUGAUUCUGUGAGAGGAACUUGGAUUAACUCAACAUGUUUUUCUUUCCAAUCAGGGGACAUGGAAUUAAACCUACAGACUUCCUGGUUACAGAUAAACUGUACCAGAAGCUUACAAUACAGCCCCAGUGACAGCAAAGGAAGACACGUUUGAUUGGGCGGCAAUAGGACUUUCUCUGUCGACCGUUGUGGUGUUGUGCAGUUGUUUUUCUUAGACUUGUAUACAAAACAAGUAGAGUUUUAGGCGUGCAAAAAAAUGAAAACGAACAUUCAUGUACGGAAUAAAGUUUGGACCUAAUACCUGCA